Sinocyclocheilus rhinocerous is the source of this 1530-nucleotide messenger RNA. RefSeq names its product heme-binding protein 2-like. The transcript has 5 exons. Gene Ontology annotation, cellular component: cytoplasm. NCBI's taxonomy places the organism in Eukaryota, Metazoa, Chordata, Actinopteri, Cypriniformes, Cyprinidae. Bases 181 to 753 code for a protein of 190 amino acids. Gene Ontology annotation, molecular function: heme binding. The record is from RefSeq and is a predicted model, not a curated record.
CGUGAUGUAACAUAAAAACACGGAAGUGUCAGUGUAAGUGUUACUUAAGCGGAGACUUGUUACAUAGCGUCCGUAACUGCAUCUUCUUCAUCUAGAAGUUAUAACACGCCUGUCUGUGACUGUAUAUAGGCUACUGCGUUUGCAUUUAAGCGCCCAACGGCGGACAGCAUUACAGUGAAGAUGCUUAAAGCCAUCGGUCAAACUUUCUUUUCUUCUGGACUCCAGCACCCAAAAUUCACUGCUCAACAGAGUAAGGGUGAAGACUAUGAGGUCCGCACUUACCACACAACAAACUGGGUCAGCACAGCUGUGACUGGCAUGGAGCAGGACCCGGCCUUAAGCACAGGCUUCAGAAGACUCUUCAAAUACAUUCAGGGGAAUAAUGACAAGAAGUGUAAGGUGGAGAUGACGGCACCAGUGAGCUGUAUGAUUGAGCCUGGUGCUGGACCCGCUUGUGAAAGCACCUUCACUGUGUCCUUCUACAUCCCUGAGGAACAUCAGGCUGACCCACCCAAACCCACUGAUCCAGAUGCUUUCAUCGAGAACAGAAAAGAGGUCACGGUUUUUGUGAGGACCUAUGGAGGCUUUGCUAACAGUGAGAGCAGCCGUGCUGAGCUUCUGAAACUGAUAGAGAGCCUCAAGAGGGAUGGGAUGAAAUUCAAGGAGGCUCCGUUUUACAGAGCGGGAUAUGACAGCCCCUUCAAACUGACCAACCGCAGGAAUGAAGUAUGGCUGAUCAAAGAUGAGGAAUAAAAGUCCUAACGAUCAAAUGGUCAUGCAUUAUGAUGUGAAUGAAGGAGGAGGUCAAUUUAUUUGUUUGAACUUAACAAUAGUUAUUGUGCAGAUGCUUUGUUUACUAUGUACCGCAAGUGCCUGAAUGUUUUUAUAUGAGAAUUUAACACUGUACUAAUUGUAUAUCUGACCAAUAUUUUACAGCAACAUUUUUAGGUACCGACAGUUAACUGCGAAAUUAUACAAAAAGAAUGUUGAAAUAACUUCUAAUUAGCUGUCAGACUGACACAUUGCCUAAAUCUCACUGUUUGCAAUGUCACUAAUAAUGUCUUAGGAUCAAGUACUGCAUGACUUGAGUUUAACUUUUUUUAAAUGUGAAAUAUGUAUAAUGUCAUCUGUAUUUUGAGCUUUUUAUACUGCACUGAAUCUUGAAUCUAAUAAUUUAAGGGAACAAUAACAUUGUAUUAGUAUUAACUUGACAACUUGUAUUUAGUCAUUUUGGUCUUAAAAUAACCUGUACAUUUUUAAACGCGGCCAUCUAGUGGUUAAAAAAAUAUAACCGAACGCAUCUUGCCAAAAGCUCUGCUGGCAUGAAUGAGUAGUAUGAUGCUGCCACACCUGAGACUGCAGUUUCAGGACCGCAGUCCUAGGAGUUUUUUUUUUCUUUUCAUAAUGUACUUUUAUAGCACUAUUCAAUUCUGUAUUUGUAUGAUGAAUUCUAAGGAAUACUUUACGCACAUUUGAGAAAUGAUCAUAGUAACAACAUUUGUGACCCUGGACCACAAAACCAGUCAUAAG